This is a messenger RNA of Ruditapes philippinarum (Manila clam), 2421 nucleotides long. Its product is annotated as aladin-like. Gene Ontology annotation, biological process: nucleocytoplasmic transport. Gene Ontology annotation, molecular function: protein binding. The record is from RefSeq and is a predicted model, not a curated record. Gene Ontology annotation, cellular component: nuclear pore. Lineage: Eukaryota; Metazoa; Mollusca; Bivalvia; Venerida; Veneridae.
AUAGUUUUAUAGUAUGCUUUUUAUUUGUAGACUGGGACAUGACAAGCACAAGCAUUUUAAAAUGCUUUCCUCCAGCACCUGGAAAGGGGCAGAUAACUGUGUUUGAACAGAUAGGGGAAUUAAGUUCUGUACCACAAGAUCAGGCAAAAUUAAAGUUUCAGGGGUAUCCUGACGUAGCCAUUAACAAAGACAAUACUCGCAGCCUAACACAGCGUGAGAACGCAAAAUCAGCAUUCUUACCCCAUGAUGAGACAGUGUCUAAAAGAGUAUACCAUGCCUGGCAGGAUAUGGGGGUAUCUGGGGCACUGGAGGAAAUCGUGAAUGAUGCAGAGCAAGUUCCAAAUUGGAUUUCUGCGAUUGCCCAAAAAUUGCUUGUUCUGUCACGCUGGACCGGUUCCCUACAUGGGUCAUUUUUCCCACAUUUAGCUUUAUCAAAUGAAGACAUAGUUUCAAGGUUUUCAAGCGUAGUUCAUUGGACUGUUAGCCCAAUCAAAGCAUUUGCAUGGCAUCCACACACACUGAAAUUCUCUUACACCUUAAAAGAUGAUACUGUGAGAGUACAUGCAAACUUUACAGAGCUGGCUUCCAGUCUGAAACACACAGAGCUGGUUCCCAUAUUGGAACAUAAACUACAGAAGAAUGUUUCUUGUUUGGCUUGGCAACCGAAUUCAUCAUCAGUACUAGCAGUUGGCUGUCAAUCUUGUAUACUGAUAUGGCAUGUAGAACCAACAUCACUAGCUACAAGACCAUCAUCAAGCUCAGUACAAGUUCUACAGGAGAGUGGACAUUGUCCAAUAACAAGUCUGUCGUGGAGUCCUGAUGGCCGUAUUUUAAUGUCAUCAUCCCCAGUGGAUACAGCAAUGAUGGCAUGGGAUGUUGCCUUGGAAACUUGUACACCACUAUGUAGAUUUGGUGGAGGGGGUGUGUCACUCGUUGCUUGGUCUCCAGAUGGCAGUAAACUCUUCUCAGCCACACUUUCUAAUCUGUUCAGAGUAUGGGAAACAAGAACAUGGAGUUGUGAGAAAUGGUCAACUUCAACAGGACCUUGCAAGACAGCCUGUUGGAGCCCUAAAGGAAAUAUUUUGUUGUUUGCAACAGAAAAUCAACCAGUUAUAUACUCACUUACAUUCUCUGAAGUAUCAGAUGAAACAAAGCCUGUGAUUGGUGGAUCUCAAACAGCAAUGGCUUGUGCUGACCUAUCAGAGACAGACUUACAAACAGCAGAUUCAUCAAAUGUGAAGGUUGGUGGACUUAUUCAACAUAUGGCUUGGGAUUCAAAAGGAGAACGUCUGGCAGUAAUAUUUCAAGGUAACUGUGAGUAUGUAGCUGUGUUCAGAACAAAAUUGUUUCCUGUCCUGGAAAUUACUUCUUGUGGUUUUGUGAAAGGAUUUGACGGUGAGAAGGCAGAGUUUAUUGAGUUUCAGCCAAAUUAUAGUAAAGGUGCAAUGUUAACUGUGAUCUGGUCAAGUGGCAGAGUGGGAUAUGUUCCCAUGUAUUUUGUUUCAUCAUCAUCAACUACAACAGUAUCAUCUCUAGAGGAAGAGUUUAAAUAUCAGCAACAUCAACAUACAUUCUCUAAUGGGUUAUAUUCUACUACAGACUAAAAUCAUAGAUUUAUCUGUUUGCCUAGUAAUGUGUAUGGCUUGACUUAAGAAAAGUUAUUUGUAAGACUUGACUAAAGAAAAGUUAUUUGUAAGACUUGACUAAAGAUGACUUGACUAAAGAGAAGUAAUGUAUGGUACUUGUCUAAGAAAAUUUAUUUAUUUGAUUUGACUAACAAAAAAUAUUGGUAUUGUUUGGAUAAGAGAAGAAAUUUGUAUGACACUUGGCUUAUAGUUUAGGAAGUCAUAAGGUAACUUUUAUCAGUAAACUUUUAUGUGAGAAAUGAAUUUUUAUUGUAAAUGUUAACCUGUAAAAUAUGUUGUUUUUUUCAAAGUUUGACAGAGUUCUGUAUAUAUGUUUACAUUAUAGAUAACUAAUUUUGAUAUAAUUAUGAUUUCAAAUUUGUUCUAAACAAGUAUUAUUAAUAUCUUUCAAGACACAUUAAAGCAUAAAAAUUUGUUAUGAUGAUAUUCUAUAUAACUAGAAACGUGUAGUUAAUGAUGAAAUAUUGAAACAGUUUAUAAAAAUAUAUGUAAGUUUCAUACAGAUGUGUGGACUUCAUAAAUUGUUAAAUUUGCAAAUGAUGAUCAGUUUUGUGUCCAAGUGUGCUACAGGUUAUCAUGACCGACAUAUAAAACACAAACUCAUUUGACUUAAUAACCACCGUUUUAAAUGUAAGCCAGUUAAUUGACAUUUCUUAUCAAUUGCAACAUAUUAAAGUUAAAUUGUAAAUGAAUAAAUGUACUGUACUUUAUUGUCAUCCAGGAGAUCAUUUUCACAUACGGUAAUAUUUGUAAAUAAAAAAUCUAAAUCUUGUUA